AUGCAACUCACACAGGAAAAGGGGCCGACGCCGAGAGGUGGAGUGUGCCGAUCGCUUCCUGCUCGCCGGGAGGGCCGGCUGGCGUGGAGUUGCAGCCGCGGCUCUUCUCCUCGUCCCCGACCCGCUCCUGUAGAAGAUUCAGAACUACAGAUUGCACUAAUUGCCCUCUUCUCUGAGAUGCUGUAUCGCUUCCCUAACUUGGUGGUGGCUCAAGUCACCCGAGAGAGCACACAGCAGGCCAUUGCCAAUGGCAUCACGGCCGAUCAGAUCAUUCAUUUCCUACGGACAAGAGCUCAUGCUGUGAUGCUAAAACAGACUCCUGUGCUGCCACCCACAAUAACAGAUCAGAUCCGGCUGUGGGAGCUGGAACGGGACAGACUGCGCUUUUCUGAGGGAGUCCUAUACAACCAGUUCUUAUCCCAGGUGGACUUUGAGCUGCUCCGUAACCAUGCCAAGGAACUUGGGGUCCUCGUUUUUGAGAACCCAGCCAAGCGUCUCAUGGUGGUGACUCCCGCCGGCCAUUCAGACGUCAAACGCUUCUGGAAGCGUCAGAAACACAGUUCCUGAAGACAUGGCUUGCACUCCACGUUCUUCUGAAUAAGUUUGUUGGGAAGUGGACCAAACAAAAAGGCGGGAAUAUCUCUCCUCCCAUUACUUUGAAAUGGAUACAAGAUACAGAGAGAAGGAAAACAGGGAUGCCUGCCUUAUUAUCCCUUUGGCAGCCAAAAAGAGAUAUGGAACUUAACAAAAAGGAACAACAAGAAAAAAAAGUUCAUUGGUUCAGUUUAAGUGUCACCUUUCAUCAACUCUCUCUGGCAGGAGUGACACCCUAACUGGGAUAACAUUGGCACGAAAUAGGGUAGAAGUCCAAUAAAAUGCUUUGGGAAAAUAGAAAUAGCAGGGGCAAAGCCAUCUCACUAAACUAAAAGGAACUACUUGAGGCCAAUGAGUUGUUGAUGCAAAGUUAUUAAAACUGAAGGGAUGUGUAAUUCGUUCCCUGCAUGGUUGAAUACUGAAUCUUCAAGGUGCAAGGGAGUUCUGGUAUCAGACUGUCUACAACCUGGCAUCAUCCAACUAUUUAAACCCUUGCUACUAUCCUCCUGAGACCUAUCUGGGGAAUGAUAGAAAUUGGAGCCCACUACAUCUAGAGUGCAGCUCGUUGGAGAAGGAUAUCAAAAAAAAAAAAAAGCGUUAAGCAAUUAUCAUUUUUAUUCUUUAAAUGGCUUGACCCUCUCAGCUCAACGGGUGCAGAAAGAAGAGACAGUAUUUCAUUUUAGUUUUAUAGAAGCUGCUAAUGUGUAGGCUGCCUUGUUCUAAUAAGGCGUGUGGUUUUUAUAGGUGUAAUUCAAGGUGUUUUUCUAUCCAUGUGUGAAUGAAGACAGAUCUCUAUGCAGAAGCUGGGUUUACACAUUGCAUUAACCCAUAUUGUGAUUAGUUUGGCCCUAACGUGAUGUGUUCAGCACACCAAAUCACUCUAUUUUGAUCUGGCGAUGUGCCCAAUCUGAUAUCAAGGGAAUAUCAUAAUCCAUCAUGGGGUUGCCAUUUUUUUUUAAAAAAAACAACCAGUGCCAAAUAUUCAGAUGUUUCAACGGGACUCAGCAACGUAACUCCAGCAUGAAGAUGCUGUGAUUUCACUUGUUCCUGUUCUGCCUGGAAGGGAGACCAUUGUUGAAGAUAAUCUGUUCACCAAUCUGUCCUGUGUUGAUGAACUUGCUGAAUCCUGAACGCACAGUUGAAGCCUCUGUUCAGAUGGACGGAUCAGUCAGCAGGUUCCUCAUUCCACCUCUUUUAUCUGAAAUUCAGAUAUUGAAUUAAAACUAGCUGAGGAGUUGUGGGAAUAUCUUCAGGUUUUUAUUCUUCAUCCUAAAUUUGGCAUCUCCAAACAUUGCAGAGGAUGUGCUGUAUUUUAUACUUGGGAAGCUGUGCUAAGAGGCUUAUGGGUGGUUGUAAAGAGGAAGUGGGAAUCUUUUGUGUAAAUCAAACAGACAAAUA
This is a messenger RNA of Protobothrops mucrosquamatus (brown spotted pit viper), 1992 nucleotides long. RefSeq names its product general transcription factor IIH subunit 4-like. Lineage: Eukaryota; Metazoa; Chordata; Lepidosauria; Squamata; Viperidae. The record is from RefSeq and is a predicted model, not a curated record. Gene Ontology annotation, molecular function: double-stranded DNA binding; ATPase activator activity. Gene Ontology annotation, cellular component: transcription factor TFIIH core complex; transcription factor TFIIH holo complex. Gene Ontology annotation, biological process: nucleotide-excision repair. The transcript is spliced from 5 exons. The coding region runs from base 1 to 567 and encodes 188 amino acids.